CGUGCUGCGCACCCAGUCAAGCCGUUGAAUCGAGCACUGUCGCGAUGUCAUGCGACUGCGACGGUCGGCAGCACGCAUGGCACUCUUGAAGCUCUCCCGACCACCGUCCGGACGCUGGAAGGUACGUCGAUGCAAUGGUUGUUGGCGACGAUUUCGAACACGAAUGGCUGCGUUGUUUGCAGAACUUGCCUUGGCAAGCACAUUGUCGACGACGGCGCCAUGUUGCUCGUCGUCGCGGUGGCCGCACGUGUUGAAAUGUGGGGGGGGCCGUCAGCAGCGAUGGGACCGCCGGAAGAGCGGUGGCGUGCACGUCGGUAUUCGCACGAAGUGCUGCCGUGCUGGAAUGGCUCAUGCACCCGUCCCGCCACGUCAUGCUUGGAAACCAGUGCCGGGCCAAUUCACUAGCACGAUAGCGCCGUGUUUACGGCGCGUACUCGCACGUUCACGCGAACGACUCCACAGGCAAUUCCGCUAGUCGACGUGACGUUGACGAGCAAGACGUUAGACGGCGUCGGGGGUGAUGUCCGAG
Molecule: messenger RNA, 529 nt
Organism: Aphanomyces invadans
Lineage: Eukaryota; Oomycota; Saprolegniomycetes; Saprolegniales; Verrucalvaceae
Exons: 1
Coding region: 50-475 (141 amino acids)
Source: RefSeq, a predicted model, not a curated record